This is a messenger RNA of Lytechinus pictus (painted urchin), 3187 nucleotides long. RefSeq names its product carbohydrate sulfotransferase 3-like. The coding region runs from base 114 to 1547 and encodes 477 amino acids. The transcript has a single exon. The record is from RefSeq and is a predicted model, not a curated record. Gene Ontology annotation, biological process: sulfur compound metabolic process; N-acetylglucosamine metabolic process. Gene Ontology annotation, molecular function: N-acetylglucosamine 6-O-sulfotransferase activity. Lineage: Eukaryota; Metazoa; Echinodermata; Echinoidea; Temnopleuroida; Toxopneustidae.
AUGAUCGCAACCGUCUAACACAUCUUUGUUGUUCCGUUCUCGGUCGAGGAGAAUUUCUAUUUGCUUAAAAAGGCGUUAUUCAUUGUAGCAUAAUUCAUUCGGAUAUCAACAAAAUGGCGUUUCGCCGAUGUGUACAUGUAUGUUCAGUGAUAUUCGCGUUAAGCCAAAUGGUUGUCCUCUCCAUAUUGUUCAAUAAACACGAGAAUUUUCGUAUUAUCAAGCAUCGUCGUGUGAAAUUAGUUAGCUCACACAGGUCCAGACUUUUAAAUGCACCGGUUAUCAGGAACAUAGAAGAGCAGGAGGCUGUUAAUUCACAUACGAACAUGCGUUCACCGUCUGAUGUAUUUGGGAGAGACAAAAACAAGCAGUACCUUGACAAAGGAUUAUUAAUUGAAGAUCUGCACAUGGCAGAACAAGGUGUAAGUAAAAGUAGGAAUUAUGGUGGCGGUAGUUUGUUUGAUCACCUUAGAUCUUCACUGAUGGGGUUAAGUGACGAUACCGUUGAGGAAGAGGACAACACUAUUAACCUUCCUCGGUUACUUUUUAGGAACGUACCACCGGUAACCUCUCCAAAGCUCACUAUCCUUCUGGCCCAGUGGCGGUUUGGUUCAAGUAUAGUUGGCGAACUCUUCAAUCAGAACCUGGAUGCAUUCUAUUUAUUUGAACCCCUGUGGACUCUCAAUAGGUUAAAGUCUGUGUGGAGACAACCUGAAAGAUAUACAAGGCCAUCGACAAGGGACGUGUCCCGUCAGAUCCUUCGCGAAUUGGCGCAUUGUAAGUUCAAUAGCGACUUUGUCUGGACGUACAGCGAAUGGCACCCUUUCCAAAACAGAGCCAUAUGUAACCUUAGCCCAGAGUGUCUGUUAUCCGGUGAACAGUGGUUUGAGAACUUCUGCAGGACUUCCAGAGAAAAUAUUGCCACAAAAAUAAUUCGUGUUGAUCUCGAGGAUUUAAGACCCCUCGUUGAAAUGGACGACAUUGACCUGAGGAUCAUCCAUCUGGUGCGGGAUCCUCGAGCAGCAGCUGCGUCUAGGAUCGAUUAUAUCACUGAGAGGUACCAACCAGAUCAGCAAUAUUUCAGAGGCACUGGGAGACUGAAACCGCUCGGUCUCCUGGACACAGUCCCCGAUGCGCUCAUGUACAUUCAGGAGAUGAGAGAAAACAAUCCAACUGCUCGUGGAAUGUGCAAAUGGAUUGAAAGAAAUGCAAAGACCUCGAGAAAUCAUUUGCCAGAAUGGUUGCAAGGACACUACAAACUUAUCAGGUAUGAAGACUUUGCUGUGGAACCUGUAAAUAUCUCGAAAGAGAUCUACGAGUUUAUAGGAUUGCCAUUUCCAAAAUACCUUGAACAUUGGAUUGAGGCGAACACCAAUGCUAUUUACAGGGAUGGUGAUAUCUUUUCAAAUCGAAGAAAUUCUCUUGAAGCAGCCACUCAUUGGAUUGUUGAUCUUUCUGAAUUAGAAAUAAGACAGAUUGAAAAGGAGUGCAGAGCUGCCUUAAAACUUCUUGACUAUAAGCUAUACGAUGAACUUAAAUACACGUUAUAACAUGUAACUUGCCAGGUAUGUAGUUGGAUAAUGGAUUUUCUUACAAGGAUGAUGUUGAGAAUCGUGUGCUGCCCUCUUGUACAAUGUGUACUGGGUAAAUACUGAGAAAACAUGUGCAAAUCUAUUUAUUAUUCAUGGUUUGAACGAUACAUACCAAUUGUGGUAAUGGUUUCAAAAUGAGUUCUUACGGAAUCCAAUAAAAUGACCUGCCAGGUGUCUCUUUGUGCCAAAGGAUUCUGGAAAAAAUUGUCUAGUUACCGACAAAAUUAGCAAAAUAAAAAUGGGAUCCAAGCAAAGUGUCUGUUAUUUUUCCAAGCAAUUUUAAUACACUGCCCCCACGUGUGUUUAUCUGUUUUUACAAUCUACAGUGUAAUCGUUUUAUAUUCUAUGGUUUCACAAAGUUCAACUUAUGUAUAACUCUACCAAAUCUAGAUAUACAAUGUAAAAGUGGCAACUGAUCUUGGUUUCACAGACUUUCUCUUGAAAUUAGUGUUUUCUCCAACUACUUUCAUUUAUCUGUAUUUCUUGUUUAGUAUUUAUUUCUAGACCCAAAAUUAUUUUGAAUGAGAUUCGUGUUUCUCUUCGACUCACUUUUUUCUUAUUCUAAAUGAUGCCCUAAUUACCGACCUUAAACAUUAUCAAACACAAAUUAAUUGAUGAAUCAGUAUUGUGUGGGUGUGGGUGUGCGUGAGGCUGUGUGUGCCGUUAUGUUGUGUGUGUGUGUAGUGGAAAGUGUCGAGCUUCAAUUGGAUAUAUAAUUUUCAUACAUGAUAACAAGAGAUAACCAGUAAAUAUAAUGCCAUACAAAGUAAAUAUAUGAGCUAUUAUAUUAAAAAGUAUUAGAUUACCUUGCGUGUGAAAGAAAAACAUUGCUACGAUUAGAUUUCUGUGCAUUAUAUAAACGAAAAUAUGUAAAAACUUUAUCACCAUGAUAAUGUAUUUUUACAUAGAGAAUCUGAAUAGGUAUAUGGAAGUACCAUUUUGUAUACAUUAGUGUUCUUAUGUAUGACUACUUUAAAUUCUAUGUGGCACGUUGAACCAUAACAUAUGGGGAAAAUAAUUCGUAUUUUUAUGUACUUUUCUAAUGCAAAUAGUGAAAAAUUGAAUGAUAUACAUAUAUGACUCUCAUCGAUUAUUUUUUUGUGACAAAGCUUUGGAAAAGCGUUUAUUUAUAUUGUCGAAUUUCAUAUUUGUAUUUAUUUCUGGACAAUGCAUAUCACUUUAUAACCUUUGAUCAAAUGCGUUUAUCUUUUCCAGAAAAUAAAAUCUUCGCUCGAACUUUAAACUUCACUUUUCUUUAUAAUAGAAUUCAUGCCCUAUAGACGGUCAAUAUAUGGUUUGACCCGGAACAAAUUGCAACAAAUUAUUUUUCAACUGUUUUGGCAGUAUUUGACCUCAGGAUUAACAUACUAAAAAUCUAUCAAAAUCCGCAUACGGGAAAGUAGUUAUUUCAAGAUGGCGUCCAAGAUGGCCGCCAUUCACUGAAAAUGGAUAUAACUCACUCAUUAUCCACCCUAGAAUCCUACUUCGUUUCAUAUUCCACGGUCCAGUGGGUAAACAAAUUUAUUGAUACAAGUUAGAGUAAAUUUUAGCACUCCAGGGUACCAGGAAAAUCCAAGAUGGCGCCCAAAAUGGCUGCC